AUCCUGCGCAUAACUCUGCCCCGCUUUCUCCCCUUUUCCUCUGGUUGUUCUUCAGUCCUUCAUAUAUCGGUUGAUGUUCUACUGAAGCUCAUUUAUUCCCUCUUCAGCUUCUUCACAGCAGCUUCAAACAUGUCAGUGAAGGUUGCCGUAGUAACAGGAAGCAACAAGGGCAUCGGAUUGGCCAUCGUCCGAGCACUCUGCAAGCAGUUCCAGGGUGACGUUUACCUCACAUCCAGAGACGUUGGUCGUGGUGAGGAAGCCGUGAAGUCUUUGUCCUCUGAGGGACUCAGUCCAAAGUUUCAUCAGCUGGACAUCAAUGAUCUGAGCAGCAUCACAGCUGCAGCAGCUUUCUUCAAAGAGAAAUACGGAGGAGUCGACAUCCUCAUCAAUAACGCUGCGAUCGCAUUCAAAGUGGCAGAUCAGACUCCGUUUGCUGUCCAGGCCGAAGUGACCCUGAAGACAAACUUCUUCGCCACCAGAGACAUGUUGACUCACUUCCUGCCUCUCAUCAAAGCUGGAGGUCGUGUUGUGAACGUCUCCAGCUUCGUCGGUGUUCGUACUUUGAACAACUGCAGUCCGGCUCUGCAGCAGCGAUUUCGCAGUGAGGACAUAACAGAAGAAGAGCUGGUGGGACUGAUGCAGAGAUUCGUUGCCAAGACCAAGAAAGGAGAACACAAGGACGACGGCUGGCCAGAAACAGCGUAUGGAGUUUCGAAAACCGGCCUGACGACUUUGUCCAUGAUUCAGGCUCGUCGUCUGUCCAAGGAGCGACCAAAUGAUGGGAUCCUGCUGAACGCCUGCUGUCCAGGGUGGGUCCGCACCGAUAUGGCGGGUGACAAAGCCCCAAAGUCACCAGAUGAGGGCGCCAUCACUCCGGUGUAUCUGGCCCUGCUGCCUUCUAGAACCACAGAGCCUCACGGGAAGUUUGUUUCUGACAAAGAGGUUCAGACGUGGUGAAAAUAUUCAAGAAAAUUCGGCGUGCAACUGUCUACGUCUCAUCUUAAGCAGCUAAUUUCCACAAAACUUUAAUGCAAAGUAUUUCUUAACCCUAAAAAGUUAUGCAAUAUGACUACAGAACAAGCAAUGACAUAAUUCUCAACUAGUUUUUCUUCUGUCUUUUGGGGCUUCAGCACUUGCUUGUAUUAAAACCAAAAUAUUAUUUCAGGAUAUUGUACUAAUUUGUGACCAACAGGUGUGCGAUUGUGCAUCUGUCUGCUGAGUUAACAAAAUUAAUCACACUAACUGCUGUUUUCAUGAGAUGAUUUGUUGUCAGUUUGUAUGUUACAUGGAAAAACAUAACUUUGCCUUAACCAGAAUGCAUUUUUUACUACAGUAAGAAACUUUAACAUUGAGAUGCUACGAUUUCAUGUCAGAGCAUUAAGUGAACUUUAAGUCAGAAGAACUUCCUUAAAAUGUGAAAGAACAAAUGCAGUUAAACACACUGCACUCCAAUGUAAAAUACUUUUGAUAACUCACUAAAUAAAAGUAUAAAUGCAGCUUGUAAA
This is a messenger RNA of Acanthochromis polyacanthus (spiny chromis), 1505 nucleotides long. RefSeq names its product carbonyl reductase [NADPH] 1-like. NCBI's taxonomy places the organism in Eukaryota, Metazoa, Chordata, Actinopteri, Pomacentridae. The transcript has 7 exons. The record is from RefSeq and is a predicted model, not a curated record. Gene Ontology annotation, molecular function: carbonyl reductase (NADPH) activity. The coding region runs from base 130 to 957 and encodes 275 amino acids.